AUGGUUGAAGAAAGAGAGCAUCUAAAUGGGAUUUUAUCGCUGCUUAUGUCGAGCUUAUUUCUAUGGCUUUUGGGUGGAGAAUUAUACAUAUUUAGCAGCCUUGCCUUCAUUGUGAGCAAUUUAUGA
This is a messenger RNA of Vairimorpha ceranae, 126 nucleotides long. RefSeq lists its product as hypothetical. The record is from RefSeq and is a predicted model, not a curated record. The transcript has a single exon. The coding region runs from base 1 to 126 and encodes 41 amino acids. NCBI's taxonomy places the organism in Eukaryota, Fungi, Microsporidia, Nosematidae.